CUAAACCCAAACCAAAUUUAAAUAACAAAAAAAAAAAGAAAUAACCCGAAGCUAGAAACCCUAAAACUAAAAGCGAUUUUGGAUCUGGAAAGGCGAAGCUGAGGGUGAACCAUGAGCGGCGAUACUAGUGAUUCCUCCAGUUACUUUGAUGGGCGAGAGCCAGAUGAACUGAUCAGGGCCCUCGUCCAGAAAUGGCCGGGUACCGAUGGUAAAAUUACGGUCGGUUUGCACUUUUUGGAUCUGGAAAGCAAUGAAGUCUUUAUUAAGGCGAUGCCACCUGAUGCUCCUUUUUGUUCCACUGCCGUUGCCUGUGGCGACCACGUUUACGUUAUUGGGGGAAUACGCCAAAAUGAUGCUACUCUUUUUGAUAAUGAUGGUGUAAACGAUGUUUUCCAAUUAGAUUUGAAGGACCUCGAACGUGGGUGGAGAAAAACUACUUCUAUGUUGUUCCCUCGGGUUUUGCCCCGGGUUGUUGCUGCUGAAGGAAAGAUUUUCGUCUUCGAAUAUAUGGGUUCUGAAUCUUUUGGUGAGGUUUACGAUAUAAGUGGGGAUAUUUGGGAACCAUUGUCGCCCCCUCCGGAAGAUAUCGAUCUAUGUGUUCCUGUUCUAGAUUCUUCCCGAUCUCGGAUUUUGGUGCACUGCAAUGCCAAUGAUACUCUUUACGCUUAUUACUAUGAUCGUAAAUCAUGGGUUUGCCUCGAACAAAAAUUUUGUUACUGGUCUGACGCAGCGACAAUCGUGGACGAUGUGCUGUAUACUGCCAUUUAUAAUUAUUAUGAUAAGUUCCGUUCUUUGGAGGCGUAUAAUUUGCUUGAUAAGAAACAUUUGCCCGUCAAAUGGUCAUCAGAAUUUUCAGUGGAUCCACAUGGCACUCUGUAUCGUUUGGGCAAUGGCAAGUGUAUUUUCGUUUGGUUCAACCGUCUCGAUAAGAGUUUUGAGUACAUAAGAUUUCAUAUUUGGUGCAACGAGCAGGGAGGGAUUCAUGCAGCUGCAGAGCAUCAAUCUGCCAUCAGUGUUCCAUAUCCCAAAGAUAUUUCUGAUAUAAAGUUGUUCUGAAUGAAGGCCUCAGCUGGAACGUGUUGGUGCAUGGAGUUGAGUCAAGCCCCAUGUUAAUGGUGAAGAGAGACUUUGAAGAUGCCGUCAAUUAUUUUGGUUAAAACUUUGAAGUUGUUGAUGUAAUUGGAUGCUUUCUUUUUGGAUACCAAAAUAUUGACAAUGUUAAAAGUAUAUAGUAUUGUGAUUUUGCACUUUA
Molecule: messenger RNA, 1252 nt
Organism: Gossypium raimondii (Peruvian cotton)
Lineage: Eukaryota; Viridiplantae; Streptophyta; Magnoliopsida; Malvales; Malvaceae
Product: putative F-box/kelch-repeat protein At4g34170
Exons: 2
Coding region: 112-1056 (314 amino acids)
Molecular function (GO): protein binding
Source: RefSeq, a predicted model, not a curated record